Messenger RNA from Alternaria arborescens, 1839 nucleotides. RefSeq lists its product as hypothetical. Bases 1 to 1839 code for a protein of 612 amino acids. Lineage: Eukaryota; Fungi; Ascomycota; Dothideomycetes; Pleosporales; Pleosporaceae. The transcript is spliced from 3 exons. Gene Ontology annotation, biological process: tRNA pseudouridine synthesis; mRNA pseudouridine synthesis. Gene Ontology annotation, cellular component: nucleus. Gene Ontology annotation, molecular function: pseudouridine synthase activity; RNA binding. The record is from RefSeq and is a predicted model, not a curated record.
AUGUCUGACAACGAAGGCCCUCGCCACGACAACAAUUCGUCGAAUCGCGACCGAGGCGACAAGAAGCGCAAAUGGGCCGACAAAGAUCGCAGAAAUGCUUCGAGGGGAGGUGGUGGACGGCACCAGCAUGGAAGCCGUCCGAAUAAGAAGAGAAAUAUGGGGCACCGACGAGAUCGCAACCUCGAACAACAAGCCAAAUAUAAGGAGCAAGAAGAGAAGGGUGAAGAUAGACCAGCUCUGCCUGCUGCCUUCCCUGCCGAGGAGGUUGAGGCAGAAGAGCGCAGGCCGAAACGCAAAGUCGCAGUCAUGAUCGGCUACUCAGGCACUGGCUACAAGGGCAUGCAGAUCGACUACAAACAAAAGACCAUCGAAGGCGAUCUAUUCAACGCUUUUGUCGCAGCCGGUGCCAUAUCCAAGGCAAACGCAUCAGACCCCAAGAAAUCGUCUCUCGUCCGUUGCGCGCGUACCGAUAAGGGCGUUCAUGCUGCAGGCAAUAUUGUAUCGUUGAAGUUGAUCAUCGAAGAGGAAGACAUCGUUGAUAAGAUCAACAGCCAUCUACCUGACCAGAUCAGGGUUUGGGGCAUCCAACGAACUAUCGGCUCAUUCAGCUGUUCCCAAGCAUGCGCCUCUCGAUGGUACGAAUACUUGAUUCCGACACACUCAUUCCUCCCGCCGCAUCCUUCGAGCUACUUAGGAAAGAAGUUGGAAGAGUACGCGGAGAAAGAGAACGAUGUUGAGGGCUAUCGGAAGAGACAGGCCGAGGUCGCCAAUUUCUGGCCUGAGGUGGAGGAGAAACACAUUAAACCCAUCUUGGACUCACUUGACGACUCAAUACGACCACUGGUGCUAGAGGCACUUUACAAUGUCGAUGUGAUUGAUGCGCCGCCUGGCGGAGAUCGCAUAGUCGAUGCCUCCAUCGAGCAUAUCGAGCGCAAGACCAAGGAAGAGAAGUCUGCGGAUACUGCGAUGGUGGACGGAGGCGACGUUACUCCUAGCGAACAGACCGCAAACGAAGUCAAAGAAGCCAUCGAUACGAUACAACAAAACGAACCUAGCAUUACCCUCGACAGCUCCACGGACGGUUCCCGUCCUCUCCCUGAAGGUGUCGUCAACCAACCCGUCCUCGAAGAAGCCAUCAAAGCCCUAAAGAGGGCGUAUCUAGACGUGAAGAAGGCUUACCGCAUCUCCCCCGAGCGACAGGCCCGAGUCCAAGCUGCACUCGACAAUUACCUCGGAACUCACCGCUACCACAACUACACCGUGCACAAGAAGUACAACGACAAGUCCGCCCAGCGCUAUAUCAAGAGCUUCAAAGUCGCACCUAAGCCUAUCAUCAUCAACGAUACCGAGUGGUUGAGUUUAAAGGUACACGGUCAGAGUUUUAUGAUGCACCAAAUCCGUAAGAUGGUUGGUAUGGCUGCGUUGACGGUACGAUGCGGUACCGACCCUGAAAUCAUGGAAAAGAGCUUCGGUAACGAGGUUGUCCGGAUACCCAAGGCUCCCGGCCUGGGCCUGUUGCUCGAGAGGCCCGUGUUUGAGUCGUACAAUGCAAAGUCAGCUAAGCAGCAUGGACGCGAUCCCAUUGAUUUCGAGAGGUACAACGACAAGAUUGAGGCUUUCAAAGAAAAGGAGAUUUAUCAGCGUAUCUUCCGUGAAGAGGCAGAGGGCAAUCAGUUCAACACGUUCUUCACGCAUUUGGACAACUACAAAGAUCCACAAUUUCUUUACUUGACCUCCGGCGGCAUCGAAGCCACAAAGAGGAAGCGUGAAGACAAGUCUACACAACAAAAGUACGAAGAAGACUCUGAAGAUGAGAAUGCCAGUGGUGGCGAAGGUUAG